Messenger RNA from Cebus imitator (Panamanian white-faced capuchin), 3348 nucleotides. RefSeq names its product coiled-coil domain-containing protein 7. The coding region runs from base 1 to 1926 and encodes 641 amino acids. The record is from RefSeq and is a predicted model, not a curated record. The transcript has 19 exons. NCBI's taxonomy places the organism in Eukaryota, Metazoa, Chordata, Mammalia, Primates, Cebidae.
AUGUAUAUUCUUUAUGUAACUCAUAAUGAAGUAACAAAUGAAGGGCUUGUAGUUGAGCAUCAAGAAUCAAUGUCAAAAACUAAAUUGGAAGUAAAGCAACAAGAAAAUUCUGCAGAGCAACAGCUCACUGCUCAUGUUGAAGAACCAGAUGAGAAUCUUAUACUUAGGCAUCAAGACUCAGUGUCAAAAUCAGAAAUGCAAGUGAAGGAACAAAGAACUCUCAAAGGGCAAAGAAUUACUACUCAUGAUGAAGAACCAGGCAGAAAUCUUGUGCUUGAGCAUCAAGAUUCAGUGUCAAAACUUGAAAUGCAAAUAAAAAAAACAAAAAAACUUCCCAUAGAGAAAAGACAUAGUACUCAUGAUGAAGAAUCUGGUGAAAAUCCUAUGCUUAAAAAUCAAGAUUCAGUGUCAAAAAUCCAGGUGCAAUUGGAGAAAGAAGAAACUUCUAGAGAAGGAUGUAGUACUCCAGAUAAAAAUCCUAUGUUGGUUCAUCAGGAGUCAGUGUCAAAACUCCAAAUGCAAGAAAAGAAGAAAAUAACUCCUGGAAAGGAAAGGAGUAAUACCCACUUUGUAGUGCCAAAUGAAAAUGUGACUUUUGUUCAUCAAGAUUCAGAGUCAAAACUCCAAAUACAAGAUAAGAAACAAAUACAUUUUGUAGUAGAACGGCGCAAAACAUUUCCUUUUGAAACCCGAAAAAAGGAUAUAUCGCUUGAACAUCUAUUGCCUGAGGAGAAAGUUUUAUUAUCAAGAAGCCAAUCUCAAACCAAGAAACUUCAAGCUAAAGUAAUUUCAAUAAAAAAGACUGAUAUAGAAAGCUUGAAGGGUGCUUUGGGAAGACGCUUAUUAAAGGAUGAAUUCAAGACACAGUUAAAGAGUUUUCCUGGGCCUAAUAUAGAACAAUUGACGGAUGCAUUUGGAAGAAAUAUACUAAAGGAUGAAUUCAGACCAAUAUCAAAGAGUCUCCCUGAGACUGAUGAACGAUUGCCUAGUGCAACGGAGAGAGGUACAAUAAGUGAUGAAAUUAAGACACAGUUAAAGAGAAAGAGUUAUCCUGAGGCUGUCCUAAAACGCUUGAAAGACAUUAAUGGAAAAGAUAUCAUAAAGCAGCUAAUGAACAUACAAUUAAAGAGUCAUGUAGAUAUUGAUAAGAACUUCUUUUCAUAUGCUAUUGGAAGAAGUAUAAGGAAGGAGUCAAUGAAGGCACAAUUAAAAAGUCACCCAGAGACCUAUAAGGAAUUCUUGGCAGAUAAUAUUGGAAGAGGUAUAAUACUAGGGCCAAUCAUUACACAACUAAAGACUCACCCAGAGACUGAUAAAGGACUCUUAAAAGAUGCUAUUGGAAGAGAUAUAAUAAAGGGACCAAUCAAUACACAAUUAAAGAGUUACCAGGAGACUGAUAUAGAGCCCUUGACAAAUGCUAUUGGUUCAAGUAAAACAACUGGUGAGACAAAGACACAACCAAGGACUCACUAUGAUGUGAACGUAUUUAAACAUAAAGAUAUGUCCAUACAACGUCAAGAAGGUAUCUUUGCUAGGAGAAUUACACCAAGUAAAUUCCCAACAAAAGUGAUCAAUUUAUCACCCUUUGAAAAUAAAGCGGAAACUUAUGAGUACUCUUCACCCUAUGCAACUGCACCUUCGCCCUAUGUGACUUCACCUUCACCCUAUGUGACUGCACCUUCACCCUAUGUGACUGCACCUUCAAAAGCAAUUUAUAGAAUACAUAGGGCUGGUUCAAGCUUUUCUAAAAACAUAUACUUUCCUUUACUGAAUCAACUCCCUUCAGGGCAUUCGAAAGUUGUUACCUUAAGCCAAAAAACUAUUGACUUUACAAAUACUCUGCCUGCUGUGACCACAAUCAUAAAACCUACCUAUAAAGAGUUACAUGCUGCUACCCGAAAAUCUGUACCACACCCAUACUUUUGAGAAUGAAGGAAAUUCUGAGCAAGAUAAGCAACAUGACAAAUUCAGAAAUGCAGCAAAGAAAAUUGCAAGUAUUUAAGCUUUUUGAAAAUAACACUGACUUGUGUGGAUGAUGCUUAUUGAAAAAUAGCCAGAAAUACAGUGGGAUAAACAGGGUAGAAGAUCAUAGAAGGUCUGACAAGGCAGUGGUGAGUUUGAAAGUUUCAAAUUACUUUUCUUCUUUUUAAUUUUAAAAAAGGUAUGCAAUUAAUCUUUUAAAUCACAAAUAAUAUUCACCCCAUUCAAAAUAUUAAUUUUGAAGUGUAUAACCCACUUAAGAUGUAAAAAAUAUAUGACAAUAAUCUGCUAUGUGUUAAAGCAUAUUCUGUAGAAUUUGUAAUGGCACAAAAUAUAACUGCUAAUAAUUUUAAAGAUAUGAUUCUUGCCAAUCGAACGUUUUAUAACACUAAAAUAUUAUUCAUAGCUACCUUUUUCUGUCCCCUGAAGAGCAUAAAUGUUAUUGGUUAUAAAAUUGUCUUAAACCCAUUCUGGGUUAUCACUGACAUACAUAUUUAGACUGACAGAAUAUUCUUUUAUGCCUUAAAUGUUCUUAUUUUUCCAUAGCAAGAAUCAGAGGAAUGAGCAGUAAUAUAUUCUAUCUAAAUAUUUUGGAGUUAUGUAUCUGCCAAAAAAUAAUAAAGAAAAUUGGAUUUCUAGUCAAAAUAAAAUGAAAUAAAAUAACUGAAAUAGUUUCUAUCCUUUAUAGUCCCCCAUUGUAAAGAUACUUAUAUUUUAUAUAGUAACAAAAAAUAAACAAUGUAUAUAGUAAGAAAAACUCAUGAAUUCAGCAUAAUGAAACUGUCAAGAGAAAAUAAAUGGAGCAAUUCUUCCCUAAUAAUUAUUAUCUAAAACUGUGACAAUCCCAGAGAUAACAUAAAUGUAAACUAUAUUAAUAACUGUUGAAUAAGGUGGAUUUUAUGCUGCUUUCUAUAAUUGUUUUUCCAACGUAAGUUUUCAUUUAGUAUAGAAGUCAACCUGCAUUGGAUGGUGAUUGUUAGGGUUAUUUAAACUAGAUCAAAUCUAGCUUCUCAGUUUGCCCCUAUGAACUACCGGGAUAAAAAUGCCAGCUCUGUCUUAAUUCCCAUUAGUUAUGUCUGGAAUGCAGCAGGCUUUCUAUAAAACAUUGAGGUGGUUUUAUUUUGACUGAAGCUCUACCUUUAUAGAUAUUUAUUUGAUUAAAUGAGGUGAUGUAUUUGCUAAAUCAGUGCUUUUCAAACCUAAAUACAAAACAGAAUUCACCUGGGGCUUUUAAAAACUACCAAUUUUCUGCCUCGCAUCCCCAGACCAAUUAAACUAGAUUCUCUGUGUGAUUCUAAUAUACAGCCAGAGUUGAGAACCAUGGAGUUUAUUGUUUGAAGAGGAUACAAGGAAAACAAACCGAUUCCC